UUAAAGCUUUACUGGACCUUCCUCACAGCAAGUACAGUUCUUUGUUAACUUGUUUAUUCAGGUCAAAUCAGCAAAGAUGAAACUGCCGCUCUAACUGUUCUGUUUUCCCUUCUCAUGUUUUGUAGCCAUGGCUUCUGCCACCAGUCUGACGGAUGACCAUUUGCUUUGUGCCAUCUGUCUGAGUGCGUUCAACAAACCAGCGUCGAUUCCGUGCGGCCACACUUUCUGUCUUCAAUGUAUUGAGAAACACUGGGUCCAUGGGGGUGUUUUAUUCAACUGUCCACUAUGCAAAGAGGAAUUUUCCCCCAAACCAAUGCUUCGGGUUAAUAUCGUCAUUGCUGAGAUGGAAGAAAAAUUCAAAAACAUGUUUGAAAAUAAGUCUGGGAAUGCUACUGAGGAAACUGGAAAUGGAGAAGUACUGUGCGAUCGGUGCACGGAGCCAAAGUCUGCUGCCCUCAAGUCCUGCUUAGUCUGUUUAAUGUCUUUCUGUGAAACUCAUCUGGAGCCUCAUCAGAAUAAAUCAGCCUUAAAAAAACACAAACUCAUCCUGCCAGUCAAAAACUUGGAAAGCAGGUUGUGCAAGGAUCACGACGAACCUUUGGAGCUGUUUUGCAGAGAUGAUCAAAUGUUUCUGUGCCAGUCAUGCAAACAAAAUGACCAUAAAUGCCACAUGGUAGUGACUCUUGAGGAAGAAGCUCAAUUAAGAAGAGCUCAGCUGGCAGAAGAAAAAGAAGGCACAGAUCAGAUGAUCCAUGCUCGUCAGCAGAAAUUUCAUGAGAUUCAAAGUUCACUGGAGGAAAACAGGAAAUAUGUAGAGGAAGCGCUGUCGUGCAGCAGCCGUGUGAUGACCGCGAUGGGGGAUUUCAUUAAGAGAAGCCAAAUUGAGCUGGCUGAGGUAAUAAAGGCAAAACAGAAUGAAAUAGAAAAGCAAGCAAUUGAUUUCAUAAAUGAAAUGGAUGAGGAAAUGAUCCAAAUAAAAAAGAAAGAACUUCAGCUGAAUGAAGUUUCCCCCACGGAUGACCACUUGACAUUCCUUGAGAAUGUCAUUUCUCUGACCAUCACCUCGCCCCAGGUCAAGGACUGGUCUGACGUGUCGCUCAAGAGUGACCAGCUUGGGAUUCGAGAAGCCGUCGCUGAACUGGAAACGACAAUCACCACAGAGAUAAGCAGGCUGUGUGAUCCUACCUUCAAAGAAAAGCAAAAGUACGCUGUAGAUGUGACACUCGAUCCUGACACAGCAAACCCCUCUCUCAACGUUUCUGAAGAUGGGAAGCAAGUCAUGCACAGAGACCGAAAGAGGAGUGUCCAGAUCAACCCGGAGAGGUUUGACCACGUCCUUAAUGUCUUAGCAAAGGAAGGCUUUUGCUCAGGAAAAUUUUAUUAUGAGGUUCAGGUAAAGGACAAAACACAGUGGAACUUAGGAGUUGCAUCCAGUUCCAUCAACAGGAAGGGGGAUAUAAGACUGAGCCCAAGAAAUGGAUACUGGACCAUUUGUAUGAGAAAAGGAGGUGAGUUUAUUGCCAAUGCAUUUCCUCCAGAGAACCUGCAGGUGAGGAAGUCACCUCAAAAGGUUGGGGUGUUUGUUGACUAUGAGGAGGGACAGGUUUCUUUUUAUGAUGUGGAUGCAAGGGCGAUAAUCUUCUGCUUCUCUGGAUGCACCUUCACAGAGAACCUCUUUCCAUUUUUUAGCCCUGCUGCAAACGAUGGAGGUACGAACUCUGCUCCCUUGAUCAUCACUCCUGUCACAUACAACCGCUGAGAGCUUUCAUUCUCUUUAUUUUAUUGUUCUGGACUUGUGGGGAGCAUUGAGGGAGACCAUAGUAGUGCAACCCUGGAAAAUGUCCUUCUGAUGCAACUGCCUGUCGUUUUCUUUUACCCAUCCAUCAGUGUCAGGGCAGUAUGAUGUCACAUUAUGUCACCCGUCAAAAAGACAACUGUCUGGAUUAAGCUACACGGAUAUUCAGUAUAAUAACUUCGCUGAGCUGGUGCUAAAGUCAUACAUGUCCCUGCCUGAUAAGAAUAAUUUCUUUAUUACCUGACUAUUGAUUUUGACACAAAGAAGCUGAUUUUGUCACCAUAGCUUCAGCAAUAACAAAGGUGUUGUCUGGAUGUCAAAAAAUGUAUGAAA
Messenger RNA from Cololabis saira (Pacific saury), 2128 nucleotides. Its product is annotated as E3 ubiquitin-protein ligase TRIM21-like. The coding region runs from base 128 to 1759 and encodes 543 amino acids. The transcript has a single exon. The record is from RefSeq and is a predicted model, not a curated record. Gene Ontology annotation, molecular function: zinc ion binding; protein binding. NCBI's taxonomy places the organism in Eukaryota, Metazoa, Chordata, Actinopteri, Beloniformes, Belonidae.